AUGUAUUUAAUAACGCCGACGAUUUCGGGCAGAAUUACUGAACGAUUUGGCGCUAAAUGGAUCACAAGUAUCACAAUUAUGACAUCGGGUGCUAUACUCGCACUCAUACCCACAGCUGCUUACUAUAGUGUCAACUUGCUGAUUGCCCUGUUAGUGAUCCAGGGUCUGUUUCACGGCUGUGUAUUCGCAUCACUCUUCUCGCUAUACGCCCACUGGUUUACUCCGAUGGAACGCACGUAUGCCAUAUCGGGAAUAGCAGCAGGGUCCAAUUUUGGUAAUCUGGUCACAUUCCCAUUGGCCGGUUAUUUGGCCGAAAAUGGUUUCGCCGACGGCUGGCCGUCCAUAUUCUACGUGGUGUUUAUGGCACACAUCCCGUGGUUUAUACUAUGGGUGCUAUGCGUCCAAAAUACACCCCUCGAUAGCAAUCGCUCGGCACUAAUUCGGUGCUCCGAUAGUGAGCUUAAUUAUAUUAAAAACAAUACUAAUUCAUUCGGAGCGCCAAAAGUGUUUGGUAUACCAAUCAUUCAAAAUGGUCUGUUCAACGCCAUGACAUCGCUGGCCACAGGCGUAACAAUGGCCGUAUGCGGUCCCCUAUCGGCGUAUGUCAUCCGUAAGUCAUCGGCGAAACUGUCGAAAACAGCGGUCAGAAAGAUAUUCGCGACGACGGCUCUGAUGGGACCGGCGGUGUGUCUGACAAUCAUCACAGCCAUCGGGUGUGACUCGACAUCAGUGAUAGCUCUACUCAUUACAGCCCUAUUUUUCUACGGCUUUAUGACUGGCGGCGAGUUCUCUAUGAUUAGUGAAUACGCGCCCGACUUCUCGGGAACCGUCUUUGGUAUAGCGGCCACACUAUCCGUGUUUCCGGCAUUUCUGGCCCCAUAUGUUGUCGGACUCAUACUCGACGAUAGUCCAAACGAUAUAAGCCGUUGGAAUGUUGUGUUUUAUAUAACAAUAGGCGUCUAUAUAUUGGGAACCGUUGUGUUUUUGGUCUUUGCGUCGGCCGAACCCCAGCCCUGGGGUCUCAUCGAUAAAGUCAACAAUUUGUCAAAUGAUGAACAAGUGUUUGAAAAUAUUGAUAAAUCUAGAAAUACUGUCAAAGAGACGGCCAAUCAAUUGUGCAAAUCUAUGCAAACGUAA
Messenger RNA from Medioppia subpectinata, 1137 nucleotides. Lineage: Eukaryota; Metazoa; Arthropoda; Arachnida; Sarcoptiformes; Oppiidae. The record is from the annotation of a GenBank genome assembly.